Messenger RNA from Lutra lutra (Eurasian river otter), 2163 nucleotides. RefSeq names its product carbohydrate sulfotransferase 4 (gene CHST4). Gene Ontology annotation, biological process: N-acetylglucosamine metabolic process; carbohydrate metabolic process; protein sulfation. NCBI's taxonomy places the organism in Eukaryota, Metazoa, Chordata, Mammalia, Carnivora, Mustelidae. Gene Ontology annotation, molecular function: N-acetylglucosamine 6-O-sulfotransferase activity. The record is from RefSeq and is a predicted model, not a curated record. The coding region runs from base 179 to 1333 and encodes 384 amino acids. Gene Ontology annotation, cellular component: Golgi membrane. The transcript has 2 exons.
GAAGGGAGAGGGCAGUGGAAUUUGUUCUGAGUAAGGACGGUUAUGCAGAAUGCAAGGAGGAAGAGGAAGCCGAUAGGGGAGCUGGUGAGUCAGAGGAGAAAAGCACAACUUGGCUAGCAGUGAACCUCUCUAAAGCAGUGGAGAAGCCUAAGCUAUUAUCAAGUUCUUCCACUUCGCCAUGAUGAUACUGCCCAAAAAAAUGAGGCCACUGCUGUUUCUGAUUUCCCAGGUGGCCAUCUUUGCCCUGUUGUUCCACCUAUAUGGCCACAACUUCAACUCCCUGUCCACCAAGGCGGAGCCCAAGCCCAUGCACGUGCUGGUCCUGUCUUCCUGGCGCUCCGGCUCUUCUUUUGUGGGACAGCUUUUUGCACAGCACCCGGACGUCUUCUACCUGAUGGAGCCCGCCUGGCACAUCUGGAUGACCUUCACACACAGCACCGCCUGGAGGCUGCAGAUGGCAGUGAGGGACCUGAUCCGUGCUGUUUUUCUGUGUGACAUGAGUGUCUUUGAUGCCUACAUGAAACCCGGUCCUCGAAGACAGUCCAGCCUCUUCCAGUGGGAGAACAGCAGGGCCCUGUGCUCCCCGCCUGCCUGCAACGUCUUCUCCCGGGAUAUGAUCAUCCCCCAGACUCACUGCAAGCUUCUGUGCAGUCAGCAGCCUUUUGAGGUGGUAGAGAAGGCCUGUCGCUCCUACAGCCACGUGGUGCUCAAGGAGGUGCGCUUCUUCAACCUGAAGGUGCUCUACCCACUGCUGAGAGACCCCUCCCUCAAUCUGCACAUUGUGCACCUGGUACGGGACCCCCGGGCGGUGUUCCGUUCUCGAGAACGCACCACUGGAGAACUCAGUCUUGACAGCCGCACUGUGUUGGGGGAGCAUUGGGAGAAACUCAAGGAGGAGGAUCAGCCUUACUCUGUGAUGCAGGUCAUCUGCCAAAGCCAGCUAGAGAUCUAUAAGGCUGUGCAGUCCUUGCCCAAAGCCCUGAGGCAACGCUACAUGCUCAUACGCUAUGAGGACCUGGUCCGGGACCCCACUGGCCAGACUGCCCAAAUGUAUAAAUACGUGGGACUGAAAUUCUUGCCUCACCUCCAGACCUGGGUGUACAACAUCACUAGAGGCAAGGGCACGGGUAGUCACGCCUUCCACACUAAUGCCAGGAAUGCCCUCAACAUCUCCCAGGCCUGGCGCUGGACCUUGCCUUACAAGAAGGUUUCUCGACUUCAGAAAGUCUGCAGUGAUACCAUGACUUUGCUGGGCUACCACCUUGUCAGAUCGGAGCAAGAGCAGAAAAACCUGUCCCUGGACCUUCUGUCUGCAUGGACUCCCUCCAAGUAAGUCCACCAAGAGGACGGAAGAGGCUCUGUUCCCAGCGGGCACCAGCCUCAGGCGAGUUAACUGAAGGCUUCUGAGCCUUAAUGACAUCUCUGCCGGUGUACGUGGGAGCUUGAGUCGCACCCACAUGUGCUCAGGCUGAGAAAUGCUCGUGUCUCUACUCAGGCCUAGAAGAGAUUCAGCAGCAUAUCCCGCCCCUGACAAAGGAGUAUUGACUUCCUUCUCUUUUUGGCCUUCCUCUCCAUGUAUACCUCAAAGACCUGGUGGCCUGGAGUCCUAUUCGGCACCACACAGAUCAGUGGAGUAGAUCCAUAAACUUUUCUGUCCCCAUCUCACCCAGUGGGAAAGGGAAGAGACAGGAAAACCAGGGAAAUGGGUCUCCUGCCAAAGAGCCCACCAGCACAUUCCACAGGGAUGUGAACUCAGCCCACGGAACUCCUGGUGGAUUCAAAAAGGGAACAGAGAACAGUAGUACUGGCAGCUUACGGCGAGCCAGGCCGUCACAGCUAUCCGUUAUUGCAAAUACAAAAUAAGAUCCCUGCACAACAGAGCGAGCUCUUAAAUUCACGGGGGUGACUGGGCCUGACAUAGACAUCAUUUCCCCUGAAGGUUUGCCUAACACGUGGAAGAGUUUGACUCAUGAAGCUGCCAUCCGUUAACGCUAAAAUUCUAAACAGGAUUCUGUUAGGAGUUCCCCCUGUUGUGCUUUCUAAUCAUUUGGUAGUAAAUGCUAACUAAUUCUUACAGGAUCCUAACCUGAUAGCAUAAGCAUCUUUACAGAUGUUUUACACUUUUGCUAUUAGAUAUUACCUACACAUAAAAAAAUUGCUAAG